AUGAGUAAAAAAGCAAAAAAUUAAGAAUAUAACAUAGAAAGGUAGCUGUAAGAACUUUGGUUCAAUUUAGACUACAGCAAUAAUAGUUAAAUUAAAAAAAAUGCAAUUUUUGAUACUACUACUAUUAAUAAGGAUAGUAUUGUUGGAUUAGAUAAUCACUCGCUAUCUAAAAGCUUAGAUAUGCUUCCUAAAUAAGCAAGUUUUUAGAAAAAUAAUUUGAUUAAUUAACCUACUGAAUAAUUAAGAGGAGAUGAAGAUGAUGAUUAAAUAUUUAGCCCAAUAUAUGUAGAAAAUAAAGUUGUUUUAAAUAAAGCAUCAAAGCUAAGCUUCGAUAUUAAGCCUCCUCACAAGAACAGUAGGUAAACAAGUACCAGUAACCCUAGUAAAAAUGACGAAAGCUAAUCGUAUUAAAUGAAUAAUGAUAGAUUAGAUAUUAAUAACAUCAAUCUUCUUCCUUCCUAUAGAAAAACAUCGUAACUUAAUGAUACUGAAGUAAAUCAAACGAAUAGAGAGGACUCAUACACUACAAACAAUAUGCAAAUUUUUUUAAAAAUUAACAAUAAUAAAGAGAACACUUAGAGAAGUUAAGUAAAUCUUAAGCAAUGGUAGAGUUCUAAUUUUUCUUAAGCUGCUCUUAACAUUUCACCUAAAGGCAAGGAAUAAGAGGGAGUCAGCUUGAAUCAUAAUUGGAAGAGAGGUGCAUUUAGUAUUUUAUAGAAGAUUGCCUAAUUUAGAAAAAUUAUGUUGGUUAAAAGCGAUAGUAAAAAAUUUAAAAAAUUAAAGGCUACUGAUUUCGCUAUUAUUGGCGACAAAGCUUCAGAUUUCAAGUACUAUGUAUAUAAGGGGUUCCUUGAAUCAUAAAGACCUACCAAAAUUUAGAAGUGUGUUUACCAAACAACAAAGAUUAUUAAAAAUUUUUUUUCUUCAGUGUUUGAAAAACUUUCUUUAUCUAUCUUGAAGCCAGACUCUAACUUUAAAGUCCUUUGGGAUAUACUAAUGUUGCUUCUUAUUUGGAUAAAUCUUAUUAUAUGUCCACUGAUAUUUAGUUUUGAUGAAUUCGAAAUAUAAGAUAAAAUGUUACUUUUUAUGGUUUUUACUUGCUUCGCUUUUGCAACUGAUAUCAUUGUGUAAAUAAAUACAGCAUUUUUCCAUUAAGGCAUAAUACAAACAAGUAGACAACAAAUAAUAGCAAAAUAUUUUAAAUAAAGCAUGAUCCCUGAUAUAGUUACUUUUUUUUGCUACGUAAGAGGAGUAUUUACUGGUGACAAAUAUUUAUUGUUAGCAAUACUGUUAAAAACAAUCAAAGAAAUAAAAAUAUAAAGCAGUCUUUAAGAAGUGUUUUAACCUACAGAAAAGUUUAUGCUGGCGAUAAGAGUUUUUAAUGUAUUUUAGUUAGUUUUUAUAAUAGCUCAUUUUGCUUCUUGCAUAUUUAAUUGGGUAGCUUCAAUUUAAUACGAUGGGAAAUAAUAAGACGAUUUACCUUAUGUUGAAACAUGGCUUUCAGCAAACCAUUUAAUAGGUGCUGACUGGUAUAAAAUAUACAUAAAUGGGUUUUACUUUUCUAUGAUUUCUAUGAUGACGAUAGGCUAUGGCGAUAUUACUCCAAAAUCCAUCAAUGAAAAGAUCUAUACAAUUUUUUUUUGUGUUGUAUCAUGUGCCUCAUUUGCUUAUUCUAUAAAUACAAUCAGUUAGGUUAUAACUGAUGCAAAGAAAAAGUCAAAGAACUUUAAAGAGAGAAUGAGAAGUCUUAACUUAUUGAUGCAAAACAGAUAAAUAGAUAAUCAUUUGUAAAUGAAAGUCAGAAAAUAUAUUGAAUACUUACAGGAAACUAGUGAAAAUAUGGAUUAUGCUUACAAGGAUUUAGAAGUUCUCCCAACUUCGAUAAAGCAGGACGUUUAAAUAGACAUGUAUGGGAAUCUUAUUAAAAAGUAGAAAUUAUUUUAUUUGAAUUUCUCACAAGAAACUAUUGAAAAGCUUGCUUUAGCUGUUAAUGAAAUAAGCGCAGGACCAGGAGAAGUUAUUUAUAAGCCUAACGAUAGCCCAGAUUCCUUAUAUAUUGUUUUAAGUGGAAGAAUCGAAAUUUACAUUCAAAGCUAAAAAAUUAAUGGAGUUGAAAAUGAAACUAAUAUUGCUUAUAUUGAGAAGGGUUGUGUCUUUGGAGCAGAGGAAUUUUUUAAUUAAAAGCCAAGGCAAAAUGCUGCAAAAGCAACAGAGCUUUCCUAAAUCAUAUAAAUUCAAAGGAAUUAGCUUGAGUAAGUACUAAAGUCAAGCGAAGAUGACUAUGAACAUUUUAAAAUGCUGAGUGACAUGGUUAAAUACUCCAAUACAACAAGAGGCCUUGGUAUACAGUGCCAUUUUUGCAAGAAUUUCACUCAUUCUUUUUCAGAAUGCCCUAAUGUCACAUAUUCUAAAAGAAAAAAUUUAAUUAUUAUGAAAUUGAAUAUUUCUUAAGAUUAGCAACGUGACUAUUAUCCAAGAAAGCACAUAAAAUCAAAGAAUAGCUUGCUAUACUAAAAUUUUUUAGUCAAGAGCAUUAAAUUGUUUAUAGAUUUAAAGAAAUAUGAAACUAAAGAUACUGAAAAUCAAGAUGGAAUGAUUUCUGGAGCUUCAGAGUAAUUUGAUGAUGCAGCUGUGGAAGAUAAUGAACUUAACUAAAUAAUCACUGAAUAUACUCAAAAAUUGAGAAAUACUUAGAAGACAGAAGAAGAAAGUGAAAUAUCAUAUGAUGAUGCUUAACAAAAAUAUAAUGAAACAAAUAUAGCUUAAAAGUUAAAUUAAAAACCAGAAUAGGUAAGUAUGCUUUAUGCUGAAUAGUUUUUAAGCAACAAUAACAAUAACAGUGGUGAUGAAAAAGAUAAUAAAAAAGGAAAUUCUAGAACAUCAAACACUAACAAACAGAGUGAAGAGGUUUUAUCUUCUCCAAAUAUCAAUUCAUAAAUACCAAAUUCAUUAACUUUUAUUCAAAACAAUUCACCAACAUUUAAUUAAAAUGUCAAUCAGGAAGAUAAUUCUUGUUCACAGUUACAAACUUUUUAGCUCUCUACCAACCCAUAGCUAUAAGUUCCUUAGUAAUUCCCUGAAAGGGAGAGACACUCCUCUAUUUAGAGAAUGUAUCCUGGAGAGAUCAAACUAUUUCCAUUAUUCUCAAAUACACCUUAGGAGACUAGAAUAACUAGAUAAACUUCUAUUGAUUUCACUAUUUAAAAUUAGCUAUCUAAUUUAUAUCCUUAGAAAUAAAGCACUAACAACUUUAAUUCAGACUUUAAAAACUCUAACUACGCCUCUGAUUUCAAAAACUCAAAAUCUUCAUCAUUAGCAUAGAAUUAUACCCAGUAGUUGUAAAGCUAAUAGUCAAAUAUAAUUAACACUAAUAGCUAAAACUCACAAAAUUUGGGUUUCCAAUCUAUGCAUCAACAAUAGUAGCCUUUAUCUCCUCAACUCGUUAGCGAAAUUUAGAAAUAAAAAUAAAUUAUUCAAGAUGCAAGUUUGAUGAAGCUAAACACAGUUACAAGUAAUAUAAACACAUUAGGAGGGAAGCUUGAUUCAAAACCUACUUAAAAUUUAGGAUCUCAGCUAACUUCAUUUGAAAAUAUGAAAAUGGGAAGCCAAAGCUUUGUUUAACUAUCAUUUAAUACAAAAUUAGGGACAGAUGCAAAGGGAGUUUAAAGCAUAAAUGGAAAAGAAAUAGUCUCAAGUGUUAACUAAAAUCUAAUUUAGUAAGAAACAAAAAUGUUGAAUCAGCAAUAAUCUCAAAAUUAAAUGAUAUUAGAUAAUUCUAUUGAAAUCCACUCAAUAAGAGAAAUUAAAGGUCUGAACAAUUGGGAAAGUGAAACAUUAAAAAGAUUUGACCGUUUUAAGAUUUUUAAAAAAUAUUUCCCUCUUUAAAAUAUUAAUAAAAUAUUGGAAGUUUUGAAUUAAAGAAAAAAUUCAAAAGGAAGUCCAAGCAAUAAAAAACAAAGAAAAAAAUUGACUAUGUUAAAGAAAUACGAUAUUCUAUUGAAGUCAUUUCAUGCCAGUGAAUUUUCGCCUAGAAAAAGUAUUUUGAGUAAAAACUUAAAUCUCACAAAUUAGAAUUCAGAAUAUUUGAAAAGAAUAAUCCCAUCAAACUCUAAAUUCGAAAGUCAAAAAGAUGAUUGA
Messenger RNA from Tetrahymena thermophila SB210, 4137 nucleotides. RefSeq names its product cyclic nucleotide-binding domain protein. Gene Ontology annotation, molecular function: voltage-gated potassium channel activity. The record is from RefSeq and is a predicted model, not a curated record. Gene Ontology annotation, biological process: potassium ion transmembrane transport; regulation of membrane potential. The transcript is spliced from 15 exons. NCBI's taxonomy places the organism in Eukaryota, Ciliophora, Oligohymenophorea, Hymenostomatida, Tetrahymenidae.